CCAAAAUAACAACACCAAAACUUGUUAAGAAAAAUGUCUUCUUAUUCAGAGUUAUCAAAUCUUCCGAUUCGUGAAAUUCCAGGGGACUAUGGUUUCCCUAUAAUUAGCGCGAUUAAAGAUCGAUACGAUUAUUUCUAUAACCAAGGUGAAGAUGCUUGGUUCCAUAACAAAGCUGAAAAAUACAAAUCUACUGUUGUCAAAAUCAACAUGGCACCAGGUCCAUUCACAUCUAAUGACUACAAAUUGGUAGCAUUUUUAGAUGCCAAUAGCUUUGUUUGCAUGUUUGAUAAUUCCCUCAUUGAUAAAACUGACACUCUUGGUGGUACAUUUAAGCCUGGUAAAGAAUACUACGGUGGUUAUCGUCCCGUCGCGUUUAUCGAUACCAAAGAUCCAAACCACGCAGCAUUAAAAGGCUACAUUUUAUCAUCAUUCGCAAAGCGACAUAACUUAUUCAUUCCUCUGUUCAGAAACACAUUAUCCGAUCAUCUUUUUAAUAAUCUCGAAAAACAGGUUACUGAACAGGGGAAAUCAGAUUUGAAUGCUUUGCUUCCAACUAUGACGUUUGAUUUCAUUUUUCGUUUGCUUUGUGAUCAGAAAAAUCCGUCUGAUACAGUUCUUGGCGCUCAAGGACCAGAACAUCUACGUAAAUGGCUUUUCCCUCAGCUAAUUCCGUCCUUGAGCGCCAAGAAACUUCCUAACAUCAUAGAAGAUAUGCUCUUCCAUAAUUUUUUAAUACCAUUUGGUUUUAUAAAAAGUGAUUACAACAAACUUGUUGAUGCAUUUAGCAAGUCUGCUGUGUCCAUGUUGGAUGAAGCAGAAAAACUUGGAAUCAAAAGAGAAGAAGCUGUACAAAACAUUCUUUUUCUCGUGGGGAUCAAUAUGUUUGCGGGGUUGAACGCCUUUUUCCCUCAUCUAAUCAGGUUUGUGGGCGAAGCAGGGGCUAGUCUACACACACAACUUGCUAAAGAAAUCAGGAGUGUUAUUAAAGAAGAAGGUGGUGCAAUCACAUUAUCAGCGAUUAACAAAAUGAGUUUGGUCAAAUCCGUAGUGUACGAGACAUUGAGACUUCGCCCACCAGUACCAUUACAGUAUGGUAAGGCGAAGAAAGAGUUCAUGGUUCAAAGCCACGAUGCAUCUUACAAGAUCAAUAAAGGACAAUUCGUCGUUGGAUAUCAGCCCAUGGCUAGUAGGGACCCUAAGAUUUUCGCGAACCCUGAUGAGUUUGUACCUGAUAGGUUCAUGAAUGAUGGUGAGAAACUGCUGAAACAUGUUCUGUGGUCUAAUGGAAGGGAAACAGAGAAUCCAGCACCAGAUAACAAGCAAUGUCCAGGCAAAGAUUUGGUGCACCUAUUGGGUAGGUUAAUAUUGGUUGAAUUUUUCAUCAGAUACGAUACAUUCACCGUGGAAAUUACACCUCUAUUUCGUGCGCCAAAUGUUGCGUUCAAGACAUUAACUAAAGCAAGUAAAUAGUUUGUUAUGUGGCUCACGUUGCAUAUUCUCUUAUUGAAUUUUUCAAUUUAUAUUGUAUUUUAAUUUUUUUUGGUUAUAUUUAUUUAGUUUUUGUUGUAAAUUUUCUGUAUGAUUCAAAUGAAUAAACGUUGAUUCUAGAUCGGAUCAAAA
Messenger RNA from Solanum pennellii, 1620 nucleotides. RefSeq names its product 9-divinyl ether synthase. NCBI's taxonomy places the organism in Eukaryota, Viridiplantae, Streptophyta, Magnoliopsida, Solanales, Solanaceae. The record is from RefSeq and is a predicted model, not a curated record. Gene Ontology annotation, molecular function: heme binding; iron ion binding; monooxygenase activity. Bases 34 to 1470 code for a protein of 478 amino acids. The transcript is spliced from 2 exons. Gene Ontology annotation, biological process: sterol metabolic process.